Suillus bovinus is the source of this 2294-nucleotide messenger RNA. RefSeq lists its product as uncharacterized. Bases 48 to 2048 code for a protein of 666 amino acids. The record is from RefSeq and is a predicted model, not a curated record. Lineage: Eukaryota; Fungi; Basidiomycota; Agaricomycetes; Boletales; Suillaceae. The transcript is spliced from 4 exons.
CAGCUUCCGAAGUUCUAGUUGUUUGAAGCUUUUCGUCCACAACCGGGAUGUCCGAGGAACCGACGUUGAGUGCCAUACUCCAAGACAUUCUUCAGGCGCACGUAUCAUCAUUGGCAAAUGACUCGUCUUACGAGAGUGCUAAAGCGAAACUUGCUGAAGAACGCAGACGUCUGGGCGGCCUGGGCCGUAAUUGGCGCAUGACGAAGGUGCUCAGCUACGAAAAGCUCGUCUUAGUCCUAGCACUUGUGCUUCUUCCCCUCGGUCGUCACUUUCAUGGGCGGCGGGAAUUUUCCGUUUCUUGGCUGGAGAAGUCCAUUGAUACGGUGAUGGGGUUAUACAUUCGAUUCAUUGUGUCACAGGCUGAGACCAUGAAGAAAUUGGCGUCCAACGACGAUUUUCCAGAUUAUCAGACUGUAAAUGCCACCCUAGAACAGGCUGAUAAUGAUGGUCCCGAGGGUGCCGAAGCUCAGAAACAAAUUGGUCUGUGGAAAACGCAGAUCGCUAACUCGCAGGGCAUAUCAGACCUUACAGUUUUUGAUGAUGUAUUUGAUGACAUCGAUACCUAUACCGAAGAAGUAUUUAGCGCAUGCGCUCACACUGACAUAGGCGAGAAGACCGAUGCAUACCUAAGCGCUCUGACGCGGUACCGUCCCAAGAUCAUAACGACUUUGCGAAAAAGGUGGUUGGAAGCGAGCAACGAGGCCAUAGAGGCAACCGAUAUCAUGCGACAAUAUGAUAAGAUCACAGCUCGUAUUGCUGUGUGGUUGUCACCUCAGGGUGAUGCAAACAAUGCACCCAUUCCCCUGCUGUCUGCUUGGUUGCUAGACUAUGCGUGGUCGUCUCUGAAUGCCGUCAAGGAAGGGGUCAUCGAAGUUUGCAGGUGGUUUGAGCCCCUUCUCGAAUAUUAUCCUCUUCUGCACACGAAAAGUCAUGAAAUGGAUGACAAAACCGAGGUCAUGGUAAACCAUGUAGCAGGGAUCUAUGCACCAGAUGCAGAUCUACAGCUAUGUCAUUUCUUGUGGGAGCGCCGAAACACUCUCAUCUUCCACCUUCACAACACGAUGUCGACAAUCAGUGAGAAGGAGACUCAACAGGACCGUCCCAAAGACAUGGUGCAGAUCAAUGAUACUUUCGACAAACUUCCAGGAGAUGAAAAACGAGCAUUCAAGCAGCUCCUUACAUCAAUGAAGAACGCUUCAAAAAAGGGCUUACACUCUAUGUAUGGAAUUGGUGCCCACGCCAUGCGCGUCACAGCAUGGAACUGGAGGAACAAGGCACUGAAGAAUGCGAAGCGUGAUAUUGAACCCUUGGUCAAGGCAGUGUUGCUCGAAUUACAAAAAGCAAGGAAAUACAGAGCCGCAAUCUUGACGGACCCCAUCGUCGCUGGCCUCAGAAAGCAACUCGAGGAUAUUCUGGUUCGAAUGAUGAAACUGAACUUUGGCUCUCGACUUGGUAACAAACUUGUGACGAGCACAACGUGGCAAUGGUGGGACGAGAUAAAGAUUCCCAAGGAUGUCACUCCCAUUAUGUCUACUAACAUAGACGAAAACUUCAGGUUAAAGCUGCGACAGACUCAGCUAGAGCAGCAGGAUCAGGAUGCGAUAACCGGGCUCGUCGCAUAUGUCGAACAUAUGACUUGUGCCAAAUCAACAACUGAAAAGGACAGUGUGUUGAAUUCGGAAGUCAUCAAGACGUUAAACGCCCUUGUAUAUGUAAGUGCUAAACGGUCUACCAAGGGAACAGAUUCCCUGCAUGUAACUUACACACGCAUCAGGCUCUCAAGUCCAACAGUACUCGUCUCCAUAACUGUAGCAUGGCGAGGGAUUCAGAUUUGUCUUGCGACGUCGGGGCAGCCGUUCAUCUCAAGAUUCUCAAAACGAGCGACCAAGACCCAGCAACCUCUUCAAAACGAGAGCGAUCCUCUACUGGUCUGUGCGUCGGGUUUCACUGGAUGUCCCAUCUCACUGUUGAUAUCUAGUCUCCGCAUUGCCCGGCACAAUGAGGAAAAGGGUUUGCAUCUCUCCCUCUCGAAAUCAUGUCACUUCUGAUGACGAUUAUAUCUUUCGUUGAUUCUCGUGCUGUAUCUAAUUCUUCAUGUGCUGUUUUGUUGGGGUUUCUCUGCACGCUCUUGUAAGUACAACUCAUCUACUAAUCCAAUUACGUAUCAUAUAUCAUAUACCUCGUAGUUGAUAAUUUCAUGGUCAUGCGGAAUUGCGGCAAGUCUGAUCGCGCUCGUCUUAGAUCAACGAGUGAACGGCAGCGGUACAUGUUACUUAGCUGAAGUCUAUGUGGUG